GUUUGAAAUGAAUCUGGAGGGUGGGAAGGAGCUUGUCAGAUGGAGCCUUGUCAGGAGGAAAGUGCAGCCUGAGGAAAGGUGCAGAGGCAGUGUGGUACCAGAAAUGUGCUCAAAGGGCAUCUUUGAGGAUAAGGCCAGAGGGAAGGUUUAGGUAUGCAGGGCCUGGGCCUGGGGCUGGUGCCCCUUCCAGAGGCCACAGGAACCACUGGUGGAGGGAAGAGGCCUGAUGACAAAGAAAGGAAAUGAGGACAGAGGAGGGAAGAAGCAAACCAAGACUGGAGGAAGGAGAACAUUCUGGAGAUGCGAGCUGGAGGCAGGAAGAAAGGGGAGGAGCUGCCCCUUCAUGUGGGCAGUGGAGUUUCUUAGAGACGAGCCGCCCAGAGAAGCUUGUCCUGGCCUGAAGGUGCAGCCGGCAGACCUCAGGGAGGAGCCUGCAGCCCCCACCACCUCGGGGAGGAGAGAGACAGGCCAGGAGUGGGGCCGAGGAGAAGAGGAAGAAGGGCCCGUGGAUGGUCAAGCUGGCCACUGCACCCUUUCAAAGGUGAACACAGUAAAAUUUAUGACAGGUGUACUAUCAGACAACAGAGGAGAAUAAAAGCAGGAGGAAGUGUGGCAGCCUCCACCUGUGCAAACCAUUCAUCCAAGGCUGGGACACCUGGACGAUUCUGGCAUGGGGCUGCAGCCACGCAUCUUCCUCCUGGGGCUGCUGUUGCUUCUGGGGCAAGGGCUCACCCAGGCCACUACCUCUCCUGGCGAGAACACACUGGAAAAGCAACUAUCACCAGAGGCCCUGAAAAACUUUGCAUUCUCAUGCAACCCAAAGAAGUCAGGAUCCAGUGUGCCUCCGAAGUCAGUCCACUCUGUGAGACCUUCUGAUAUAAAAUUUGUGGCAGCCCUGGGCUACGUGGAACCUCCUCCAGACUCUGGGACCGUUGACCUGGAGAAGCAAAAAUGGACGGACAGAAGGCCACAGCAGGCAUGCAUGGAAGUGGUGACAGUCCUUUCAGACAUCAUCAGAUAUUUCAACCCUUCUGUUCUGAGGCCUUUGUGCGCCCCUGGGAAGACAGUGGUGGCCCACACUGGUGCUCAAGACUUACGGGUAGAGGCGGAAGGACUGGUGCGGAGCAUGAGGGAGAACCAGCAACUUGACUUUCAAAAUGACUGGAAGCUCAUCAAUGUGUUUUUCAGUAACACAAGCCAGGGUCACCUCUGUCCCUUCGCCCAACAGCACAGGCACGCGGCGGGAGGUCUGCUCAAGCUAGCUGGAGUGCUGGACUACCUGCACCAGGAGGUCCCCAAAGCGUUUGUGAACCUGGUGGAUCUCUCUGAGGCUCUGGUGGUUUCUCACUGGCACCAAGGGACUCAGCUCAGCCUCGCAGAAGAGCCCUGCAGAUACUCAGGGGAGACCUUGAAGCUUUCCGAGGUUGUGACACAGUGGUCCUAUCAGGAGAGCUGGGACCGUCUCCUGGCCUCCAGCAAGUACAACAAGGAGGAGUCCUUCGCAGUGGUUUUCCAGCCUUUCUUCUACCAGACCCUACCCUCGGGGGAACAACCACUCCAGGAUCCCAGCACACUCGCCUUGAAUCUCUGGAGCAGCAUGAUGGAGCCAGCAGGACAGAAAGAUGAGCCAUUCAGUGCAUGAGACGGAAGUCCGGUGAAAUGUCCCUCUCAGGAGAAUCCCUUUCUGUUCACCUACAAGAACAGCAACUACCUGCCCAGGCUGCUAAAAUCUCCUGAGGAGCUUGAGGUGACAGAUGCAAUGGAAAUCAGGUGCCCUGACAUGGACCCCUCCAACACGAUUCCCACUUCAGUUCACAGGCUGAAGCUGGCUGACAUCAAGGUAAUCGCAGCCCUGGGGGACUCUCUCACGGCAGGUAAUGGGGCUGGAUCAAAGCCUGGGGACAUCUUGGAUGUCUUGACUCAGUAUCGAGGCCUGUCCUGGAGUGUCGGCGGCGAUCACAACCUCAGCAGCGUCACCACCCUCUCAAACAUCUUCCGCGAAUUCAACCCUAACCUGAGGGGCUUCUCUAUUGGUACCGGGAAAGAAAACAGUGCUGGAGCGUUCCUAAAUCAGGCUGUGGCAGGAGCCCGAGCUGAGAAUUUACCUGUUCAGGCCAGGAGGCUGGUGGACCUGAUGAAGAAUGACACGAAGAUAAAUUUUCAGGAAGAUUGGAAGAUAAUAACCCUGUUUAUAGGAGGCAACGAUCUCUGUGAAUUCUGCAGUGACCUGGUCCACUAUUCUCCCCAGAACUUCACGGACAACAUCAGGAAGGCUCUGGAUAUCCUCCAUGCUGAGGUUCCUCGGGCAUUUGUGAACCUGGUAAAUGUUCUGGAGAUCAUCAACCUGAGGGAGCUGUAUCAGGAGAAGAAAGUCAGCUGCCCAAGGCUGAUCCUUAGGAAUCUGUGCUCCUGUGUCCUGAAGUUUGAUGAUAACUCACCAGAACUUGAAUCCCUCAUCGAAGUCAAUAAGAAAUACCAGGAGGGGACUCACCAGCUGGUUGAAAAUGGGCGAUACGACACAAGGGAGGACUUCACGGUGGUCGUGCAGCCAUUUUUUGAAAAAGUGGACAUGCCAAAGACCUCGGCGGGGCUGCCCGACAGCUCUUUCUUCGCUCCUGACUGUUUCCACUUCAGCAGGAAAGCUCACGCUCACGCGGCCAGUGCCCUCUGGAACAACAUGCUGGAACCUGUUGGCCAGAAGACAACGCAGCAUAAUUUUGAACACAAGAUCAAUAUCACAUGUCCGACCCAGUUCUGGCCGUUUCUGAGAACCUACAAGAACAGCGUGCAGGGUCAUGGGAGCCAGCUGCUGUGCAGGGACAGAGCUCCUUCUGCCUCACCGCCCACCUCAGUGCACACCCUGAGACCGGCAGAUAUCCAAGUUGUGGCUGCGCUGGGGGAUUCUCUGACCGCCGGCAAUGGAAUUGGCUCCAAACCAGAUGACCUUUCUGACGUCACCACUCAGUAUCGGGGGCUGUCAUAUAGUUCGGGAGGGGAUGGCUCCCUUGAGACCGUGACCACCUUACCAAAUAUCCUUCGGAAGUUUAACAGAAAUCUCAGAGGCUACGCGGUGGGCACGGGUGACGCCAAUGGCACAAAUGCAUUCCUUAAUCAGGCUGUUCCUGGAGCAAAGGCUGGGGAACUUAUGAGCCAAGUCCAGACUCUGGUACAGAGGAUGAAAGAUGACCAUAGAGUGAAUUUCCACAAGGACUGGAAGAUUAUCACGGUGCUGAUUGGAGGCAGCGAUUUAUGUGACUACUGCACGGAUUCGAAUCUGUAUUCUGCAGCCAAGUUUUUUGACCAUCUCCGCAAUGCCUUGGACAUCCUGCAUAGAGAGGUGCCCAGAGCCCUGGUCAACCUGGUGGACUUCAUGAACCCCAGCGUCAUGCGACAGGUGUUCCUGGGCAAUCCAGACAAGUGCCCUGUGCAGCAGGCCAGCAUUUUGUGUAACUGCAUUCUGACCCCUCGGGAGAGCUCCCAAGAGCUGGCCAGGCUAGAGGCCAUCACCCAAGCCUACCAGAGCAGCAUGCGUGAACUGGUGGAGUCAGGCCGCUAUGACACAAGGGAGGACUUCUCCGUGGUACUGCAGCCUUUCUUCCGCAACAUCCGGCUCCCCGUCCUGGCGGAUGGGCACCUGGAUAUAUCCUUCUUCGCCCCAGACUGUAUCCACCCAAGUCAGAAAUUCCACUCCCAGCUCUCCAGAGCCCUUUGGGCCAAUAUGCUUGAGCCACUAGGAAGGAAAACAGAUACGCUGGACCUGAUGGCAAAUAUAUCCCUCUCCUGCCCUCCUCAGAAUGAGCCCUUCCUGAGAACUCCCCGGAACAGCAACUACACCUACCCCACCAAGCCGGCCAUUGAGAACUGGGGCAGUGACUUCCUGUGUACAGAGUGGAAUCCUUCCAACAGCGUCCCCACCUCAGUCCAUGAGCUCCGGCCAGGAGACAUCAAAGUGGUGGCCGCGAUGGGCGACUCAUUGACUACAGCAUUGGGAGCCAGACCAAGCAACUCCAGCGACCUACCCAUGUCCUGGAGAGGAGUCUCCUGGAGCAUUGGAGGGGACGGCAUCUUGGACACCCACACCACACUGCCCAACAUUCUGAAGAAGUUCAACCCUCACAUCCUUGGGUUCUCCACCGGUACCCUGGAGGAGACAGCAGGACUGAAUGUGGCCGUGGAAGGAGCCAGAGCUAGGGACAUGCCGACGCAGGCCCGGGACCUGGUGGAGCGAAUGAAAAACAACCCUGAAAUUGAUCUAGAGAACGACUGGAAGCUGAUCACACUCUUCAUUGGGAGCAACGACAUGUGUCAUUACUGUGAGAAUCAGGAGGCCCACUCAGCUGGGGAGUACAUUCGGCACAUCCAACAGGCCCUGGACAUCUUCUAUGAGGAGCUUCCAAGGGCUUUCAUCAACGUGGUGGAGGUCAUGGAGUUGGCUGGCCUGCACCAGGGCCAAGGUGGGAAAUGUGACCUGCCGCUGGCCGCUCAGAACAACUGCACUUGCCUCACGCGUUCCCAGGAGAAUUCUCUGGAGAUGCAAGAACUGAAGAAAAUGAACUGGAACUUCCAGAGUGCCAUCUCCAGGUUGUCAUACUGGCACCAGUACCUGCAGCGUGAAGAUUUCGCAGUGGUCGUGCAGCCUUUCUUCCAGAACACUCUUGUCCCCCUGAACAGCAGAGGGGGCGCUGACCUCACCUUCUUCUCCGAGGACUGUUUCCACUUCUCAGAACGUGGUCACGCGGAGAUGGCCAUCGCGCUCUGGAACAACAUGCUGGAGCCAGUGGGCCAUAAGACAACCUCCAACAACUUCACCCACAGCCGAACCAAACUCAAAUGCCCCUCUCCUGAGAGCCCUUACCUCCACACCCUGAGGAAUAGUCAGCUACUCCAAGACCAUUCUGAAACAGGCCCCACGGUGUUGUCCUGGGCCUUGCCUGUGGCGGCAGGAGGUGGCCUUGCACUUGGUGUCGGCACGGUGAUGGCAUGGAGAGCCAUAGGAGGUCGCCAGCGGGAAAAUCCUCCAAUGAGCCUCAACACUAUGAGAUUCUAGGCCUCCAGCCACGGGCAUGCACUCAUCCCAAAUUCCCCAGCCACACUCCUCACCAGCCGUCUACCUCAGCCACCUUGGCCACCACAGAGAGCAUUUGCUUCGUCACCUGGUGACAUAGGAAGCCAAAGGGACAGUCACGACUCCUUGGGGCCCAGAGCCUAUGCUCCUGGAAUUGCCAAAUUUAAAUAAAGGCCAAAGUCAUUCUA
Molecule: messenger RNA, 5253 nt
Organism: Neofelis nebulosa (Clouded leopard)
Lineage: Eukaryota; Metazoa; Chordata; Mammalia; Carnivora; Felidae
Gene: PLB1
Product: phospholipase B1
Exons: 59
Biological process (GO): phospholipid metabolic process
Cellular component (GO): brush border membrane
Molecular function (GO): A2-type glycerophospholipase activity; retinyl-palmitate esterase activity; phosphatidylcholine lysophospholipase A1 activity
Source: RefSeq, a predicted model, not a curated record